AUGGCCCCGUGGCAUUCGCUUCGCUUGAGCAACCGUUACAUCAGCAGGCACGUGCUCCUUCUGCUGCGCUUCUAUCUGGCGCAGUUCUAUUACCUGGGAUUGAUGCGACUCCGCUACGAUGAGUCCUGCAACGAGCUGCGAUUGACGUACUACAGCGUCACGGUGUCAAGGAUGAUUGGACUUUGGUGCGCCUUUUUCUUCACGCUGGCACUCCUCGAUCCCUAUCCCCUGAUGCUGCAUCUUCAGCUAGUGGGUUUCUCCUGCUGGCUGCUAAUCCAGCCAAGAGGAGUCAUCGAGGAGCGUAGACGAGUGAUAAAUCGAAUCCUGCGACUUUCGCCACAGCUUCAUCGGCUCUGCAGGCGGAAGGUGGAGCUGUCUUGGUUUUUGGCCUUCCAAUUAGUGCUCAAGCUGCUGGUCUUUCGAUUGUUCUACAAGGGACUUCUGGGCCCCAUAAACAUCAGCUGGAAAGCGCUCUUCAUUGUGCUCUUCGUGGUACCCAUUUCGAUGACCAUUUGGGUGAUAGACGUCACCUCGCAUUUGAUUAGCAUUGUGCUAGCCCUGCUGCUGAAGUCCUUCGAGCUGGUGAACAGUGAAAUGGCGGCCAUUGACGAGAGGCUCUGUUUGGAGAUCCUGCGAUCGGAUUAUCGAGCGGUUAGAAGGCUACAGAGACGACAGAUUUCGCUGCAGCGAUUGCAUCGGUCCUAUGUCAAGGUCACCCGGCAAUGUAUAGAUUGCCUGAGCCCCCAGUUGGUACUCAUCGUUCUCUACAACCUGAGCUCUAUCUACACUUUUUCCAGUGGCGUGUGGCGGCGCAUCUUUCAGAUCGCGGUCAUCGUCAACACGCUGCGGUCUCUGCUGCACACCCUCGACGAGCUGGUGGCCACUACUAGUGCUCCGCAGGACACAUCCUGGAUGCAUGUGGCGCGGUUACUACAGUUCGAGGAGGUCCUGGCCACGCAUGGAUGGUUGCAGCGGAAGGACUUCCGCUGGAAGCUGCAGGAUACCGACAGUUUUGGUCAGAGCGUAAGGAGGAGCUGUUUUCAAAGAAGGCUAUUAGUCCUUGGAUUGGUUACUCCCAACAGACGACUGCUGUUUCGCAUCGCCUUCGCGUUCUGUUGUCUCCUGCAUCUGCAUUAUAUGCUCAAGAAAUCUGCUUUGGUUGCCGAGAAGGAAAUCUUUAUUGGCUCGGAAGUGAUCACAAAAGCCAAGCAUUAG
Messenger RNA from Drosophila melanogaster (fruit fly), 1215 nucleotides. RefSeq names its product gustatory receptor-like 58a (gene Grl58a). Lineage: Eukaryota; Metazoa; Arthropoda; Insecta; Diptera; Drosophilidae. The transcript has a single exon. The record is from RefSeq and is marked reviewed. The coding region runs from base 1 to 1215 and encodes 404 amino acids.